Messenger RNA from Didymodactylos carnosus, 1114 nucleotides. Lineage: Eukaryota; Metazoa; Rotifera; Eurotatoria; Philodinida; Philodinidae. The record is from the annotation of a GenBank genome assembly.
AGGACUUUGUUUUUUUCGUGAAUUAAGAACUAGGAACUAAAUAUUGUGUCACGAAAAACUUGUUAAUUUUCUUUAUAAAAAUAAACAGAAAACGAAAAAAUGGCAAAAAUAUCUUGACUCGACUCGAGAACACUGAUGACUCGACUCGGACUCGACUCGAAAAAUGGCUUGACUCGCCCAUCUGGUUUGGAAUAAUGAAUAUACCACCACCAGUCGAUGAAGAUCAUUAUACACAUUUAGAUAAAUAUAUAUUACCAUUUGUUAGUCAAUGUAAAAUGAAUCAAUGAAAAAUGUUGUUGAUGAUGCUAUAAAAAGUAGUGGUACAACUGAUUUAACUGUUAGUGGCGAUGGAUCUUGGCAAAAGCGUGACUUUUCUAGUGUUCAUGGUGUUUCCACUAUUAUUUCAUCGAACACACCAGCCAAAAUAAUUGAUACUAUUCGUUAUUCCAAAAAAUGCUCAAGAUGUCAAGGUACCCUUAGCAUGAAACAUUCUGAUAAAGAAAAAUAUAAACAUAUUAUCAAAAACGAUGUAUGUGAAGCAAAUUUCAUUGGUUCAUCAGGAAUACAUGAAUUAUUUAAACGAUCACAAUUAAAAUAUUCAGUAAGAUAUACGAAAUACAUCGGUGAUGGUGGUUCUAAAAUAAUGCCACGAUUACGCGAAGAACCACCAUAUGAUAACGUCUCAACAAACGAAGAACCAUAUCAUAAGUGGCGUGAUCCAAAAUGUUGUGGUUACUGGAAAAGUUUACAAUUAGGUGAAGAUUAUGAUCAUUCAAGUCAUGCAUUGCCACCCGCAGUAAUGAAAGCAGUAAAACCGGUCUUUCAAGAAUUAGCAUCAGAAGAAAAUCUAAAACGUGUGUUAAAUGGUUCAACACAAAAUCCUUCAACACAAAUCAUUCUUAAUUUAGGUGAAGUUGGUUAUUUUACAAUAAUAUCAUUGAAGCGUAUUGAUAAAGCACGUAUUUAUAUACAGCAUAAAGAAACAAUAAGAAAAAUAAAACAAAAAACAGCUAUUGCUAAUAAUAAUGAUGAUAGUGAUUUUGAUAGUGGUGAUAUAGAUGUAUUAUACAGUAUGAUCGAUAAUUCUAACGAUUAUGUUCCUGGUGAAUAUUAG